AUGGCUGUGAAUCCUCUGGAGGGUCUCAUGUCGGUGGCUGUGGACCAGCAGCUGGGGUCUAGCUCCACAGCAGAGCUGCCCUCUGCAGGCCCUCUUCCAGCAUCUGCACCCGGACACAGGCACAGCGUGCCCAGCAGCCGGGAGCACAGGAAAUGGCUGCAGGCUGCAUGUGGGUACAGGUCAAACCCUGCUUCUGGUUCUGGUUCCGUGGUCCAAGGGAGGUUGCUCAGGAAUCAACACUCCCCAGAAAAUGCAGCGCGAGAGAGGAGUCGCGUGCGCAACCUGCGGCAGGCCUUCCACAGUCUGCAGGCAGCUUUACCUUCAGUUCCACCUGACACCAAGCUCUCCAAGCUGGAUGUACUGGUUCUGGCCACCAACUACAUAGCAUACCUGACAGAGACGCUGGAUCAGGGUGGGACCGUGGCUGAGCACACUCUGUCCCCCCGGCCAGGUGGAUACCUGCAUCCUGUUAAGAAGUGGCCCAUGCGUUCCCUCCUCUACUGCGGCGCUGUGGGAGAGCUGUUAUCAGCCAAUCAGAUGCCUGCGCCUGGUCGGGACAGGACACAUUCUCUGACCUCGGAUGAACAAUGAUAGCACAAGUGGACAUUUAACUCUCGUCUCAGUCUUCUGACUCCAGUCUCUAC
Nematolebias whitei (Rio pearlfish) is the source of this 644-nucleotide messenger RNA. RefSeq names its product transcription factor 24-like. The coding region runs from base 1 to 591 and encodes 196 amino acids. NCBI's taxonomy places the organism in Eukaryota, Metazoa, Chordata, Actinopteri, Cyprinodontiformes, Rivulidae. The record is from RefSeq and is a predicted model, not a curated record. Gene Ontology annotation, biological process: regulation of transcription by RNA polymerase II; developmental process. Gene Ontology annotation, molecular function: DNA-binding transcription factor activity, RNA polymerase II-specific; RNA polymerase II transcription regulatory region sequence-specific DNA binding; protein dimerization activity. The transcript is spliced from 4 exons.